UUGCCAACGCAAGAUUCGUCCAAUUAGGCGUCGCUCUGUUCCGAUGCUGGCCAAUCAUAGUCCAAUCGGACAAAGUCAUCAGCCAAUCAUUGUUCAGAAUCAGCGCGCUUUACCUGACUAGUUAUAAGUGAGGAAUUUCGCGCUCUUUGUUACAAAUCAAUAUUUGUACGCGACUGUUUAAACGGAAAACUACAGCGAUUAAUAUCGAUCAAUACCUGGAAAUCUGCCGAGCCGCCACUGACUGCUUCUGAGGUGAGAGCCCGAGGAUCGAGUCUGAGACCGCCUUCACCAGAACACACACGCAUACACAAACCUGAGAAACAAAGGAGGGAAACAUGACUGAGCCCUACAGCUCAGAGGAUGACAGCAUCUCCCUGACAGGAAGUGACUUUGAAUUCCAGCUGAAAACCUCCAAGAGGAAAGUGAACUCAACACAGGGAGUGGCGUCUCCUAACAGGGUUCAUCGUCGGCCGGCCAGUGCUCUGAGCUCCAGCCAAUCACAGGCUCCGACUGACUCUGAGGGCGGGGUCUCUACAGCUUACCUGUAUGAAGCCGUGCGGAGUGGACGCAGCGCACUGACGACGGUGAUUGAUGAUUGGCUGGAGGAGUACCAAAGAGACAAAGAGGCGGGGCUCCUGGAGCUCAUCAACUUUGUGGUUCAGUGCAGCGGCUGUAAAGGUGUGGUCAGCAGAGAGAUGCUCAGCAGCCUGCAGAAUGCAGACAUCAUCAGUCACCUGACCAAAGAGUUUAACGAGGACUCUGUCAGUUACCCGCUGGUGUCGAGUGGCCCUCAGUGGCGUCGCUUUAGUGAAGGAGUGUGUGAGUUUGUGUGUGUGCUGGUGCGCGGCUGUCGAAACACACUCCUGUAUGAUGACUUCCUGUUCUCGUCCUUCAUCGCUCUGCUGACGGGGCUGGCGGACUCGCAGGUGCGCGCGUUCAGACACACCAGCAGCUUCAUCGCCAUGCGCUUGAUGUCCUCCAUAGUGUCAGUGGCUGCUGAUGUGAAUAUUCAAGCACAGAUGAUCCAGAGACGCAGCGACCUGGAGAAGAGCAAACCGGCUGAGGAGAGGGCCAUCGACCGCCUGGAGGAGCUGGAGCACUCCUACAGAGAGUUGAUGGAGCAGCAGGAGGACCUGCGCUCUCUGAUGAACGGGAUCUUCAAGGGUGUCUUCGUUCAUCGAUAUCGUGACGUCAUUCCUGAGAUCCGCGCUGUGUGUAUGGAGGAGAUGGGGGUGUGGCUUAGGGAAAACCCCGCCCACUUCCUCAAUGAUGAGCACCUCAAAUAUGUUGGCUGGAUGCUGCAUGACAAGCAAGCUGCUGUGCGACUGCAGUGUGUGUUGACUUUACAGAAGCUCUUCGAGGAGAAAGAUUUCCUCAGCCGAUUAGAGUUCUUCACCAGCCGCUUUAAGGAGCGGAUUCUGUGUAUGAUCCUGGAUAAAGACAGUGAUGUGGCGGUGGAGACGGUGAAGCUCCUGCUGCUCAUCCAGACGCAGACAGAUGAUGGUCUGAGUGCGAGUGAGCGUGCCGCUGUGUAUCCGCUGGUGUUCGCCACACACAGAGGUCUGGCCUGCGCAGCCGGACGCUUCCUCUACCACACGCUGUGCUGUGCUGCAGACCAGAGCUCAGACAGCCGCAGUGUCUCCAUCCUCCGGCUGCUGGCACUCUUCUUCAUUCAGAGCGAGUAUCACGAUCAUGCUGCCUAUCUAGUGGACAGUCUGUGGGAUGUGGCAGGGGCGGAGCUGAAAGACUGGGAGCUGAUGACAUCACUGUUACUGCAGGACAGCAGCCUGCAGGAGCAGCUGGAGAGUGCCCUCAUCGACAUUAUGAUGUGUGCAGUCCGUCAGGCUGCUGAGGCCACGCCCCCCACCGCCCGCGCACACAGGAAGUUUUCGGCAGAUGUGGGCAAGGUGAGUCGUCUGCUCAGAGCACCGCUGCACUUCCAGCUGGAAGUUUACGGCACUUCGGGACGCCUGGAGAAGAGCCUGGAUCAGCUGCUUUCGCAAGUGUGUGAUAUCACACUGAAGCACCAUGAGGAGUGUGUGUUGGAGGCGUGUGUGCGCGUGUUGUGUGUGUUGUGUAGUGAGGGUUACACCUUCUGUGGCCGAGCGGAGACGGCAGUGGGUCAGCUGCUGGACACUACUGUGGAGAAGUUCACUGCCAACCUGGAGGAGAUCCUGCAGGGUUCGGCUGAUGAAGAUGAUCUGUAUAGAGCUGCUUCCUCUCUGAACAUCCUGGCCAUCUUCAGCAGUGCCAGAGAUCUGACGGAGAGGAACCUGUUCGAGUUCUGCUUUCAGCUGCUGAAGAUGGGGGUGGAGACUGGAGAGAUCAGCGAGAAGCUGAUGGUUCCUGCUCUGAGCUGCUGCGCAUACCAGCUGCUGUGGAGCGCGCACAGGAACACACAGCGCCGCACGGACAAGGCUGAAGCGCGGCGUGUGUUAAAGUCUUUGCACUCCUUCUGUGUGCUGUGUCAAAGCUGUCUGUCCAUCGCCCUGAGCCCUGUCAGGAGCAAGGCGUUUGUGUGUGUGUGUGACCUGCUGCUGGUGUUCUGCAGACCCCCUGAGGGGAGCAUCUCUCCGCUGCAGCGCUUCAGUCCUGACGAGUCUCUCCGAGCAGAAAUGGCCUCCUUUGUGCUGGACUAUGUGUUCGGUGAUGAAGAUCUGACGGUUCUACAAGGAUUUCGGUGACAUUAUUAAAGAAACUCUCAACAAAUCCAAGAUGAUCAACUCAGAGGACAGUGCCAGAACCGUCUGCUUGUGCCUGCAGCAGCUGUACGCUGGGCUGGAUCUGCAGUGUUGUGAUGGAGAGCUGAUGGAGAUCCGUUUGCUGGCGAAGAAACUGGCCAUGAACUUCAGCAUUAACCUUCGUCUCGUGCGCAAACCGCUGCUGUCCUUACACCAGGAUGGCAUUCGUUUUGCUAGUCAAGGGCUUGAGAAGGGUGAAGCGAUGAACCUGCAGUUUCUGGAGAUUCUGAGUGAGUUCAGUUUCAAGCUCCUGCAGCCCGAACGCAAGCAGCUGCUGAUGAUUCUGCGGCGUGUGUGUUCCUCUGUGCUGAACAACAGCUCUGUGAGGAUGUAUGAGCGAUCUCUGAAUUCAGGAUCCAAAGAAACAGCAAAAACCUCUGAAGCCCCCGUCAGCAAACGCAGACGCACACACAGUUUGGAGACGCCGGCUGUGAUUUCACACACACACCACGACACUGACGACGAGUUCACAGACAGGCCCGUUCACAUGAAGAGUGUCAGUCGUCCACAGUCCAGCCCGCUCUCUCAGAGCCUUCAGUCUCAUCUCGGCACACUCUCUCUGGGCCAUGGCGAUGGCUCAGAUGAGGAUGAUGAUGAUAUUGCAGAUUACAGUGAUGAAGACUCAGAGACCGGCAUCACUUUGCCGUCCACUCACGGCUCCACGAGUUUCCUGGAGGAUCUGUUUGUGUAACGCUGCUGGAGCUUCAGUGUGUUUAUGGCAGCGUUUGUGCAGUGUUCACCUGUUCAGCUGUGCGCGCGUGUGUGUGUGUUCAGGGCAGGUUCACUGAGUGUUCUGAUUGAAGUAAAUAAAGCACAGUUACUCCCCU
This is a messenger RNA of Danio rerio (zebrafish), 3568 nucleotides long. The record is from RefSeq and is a predicted model, not a curated record. NCBI's taxonomy places the organism in Eukaryota, Metazoa, Chordata, Actinopteri, Cypriniformes, Danionidae.